GAGUUCCUUUCACUGGAACUAAGGGGCCAAGCCCAGCUCCUGAAAAACAACCCCACACCAUAAUCCCCCCUCCACCAAACUUCACAGUUGGCACAAUGCAGUCAGACAAGUACCGUUCUCCUGGCAACCGCCAAACCCAGACUCGUCCAUCAGAUUGCCAGAUGGAGAAGCGUGAUUCGUCACUCCAGAGAACGUGACUCCACUGCUCUAGAGUCCAGUGGCGGCGUGCUUUACACCACUGCAUCCAACGCUUUGCAUUGCACUUGGUGAUGUAUGGCUUGGAUGCAGCUGCUCGGCCAUGGAAACCCAUUCCAUGAAGCUCUCUAUGCACUGUUCUUGAGCUAAUCUGAAGGCCACAUGAACUUUGGAGGUCUGUAGCGAUUGACUCUGCAGAAAGUUGGCGACCUCUGUGCACUAUGAGCCUCAGCAUCCGCUGACCACGCUCUGUCAUUUUACGUGGCCUACCACUUCGUGGUUGAGUUGCUGUCAUUCCCAAUCGCUUCCACUUUGUUAUAAUACCACUGACAGUUGACUGUGGAAUAUUUAGUAGCGAGGAAAUUUCAUGACUGGACUUGUUGCACAGGUGGCAUCCUAUCACAGUAACACACUGGAAUUCACUGAGCUCCUGAGAGCGGCCCAUUCUUUCACAAAUGUUUGUAGAAGCAGUCUGCAUGCCUAGGUGCUUCAUUUUAUACACCUGUGACCAUGGAAGUGAUUGGAACACAUGAAUUCAAUUAUUUGAAUGGGUGAGCGAAUACUUUUGGCAAUAUAGUGUAUAUACACAAACAUGUUUACCCUGAAAUAUUUAAAGACAUAAACAAAGGGCGACAGAUGUGUCCAGUAGUAAAAAACAGUAGGCACCAUUUUAAUGGAGAACAACUUUACCAUCAGCAAUAUGAACUGCACUGCCCUACUCUAGGUGAACAUUAUCACUGUUCAUUUUUAUCAUUUACUACUGAUACACGUUUAGGAAUGAAGGGCAGCAUGAGCAUGACAGCAGCACAGAUAUAACCUCUUAUCAUUUCCCAUCAUAAUGUCUUCCCUUACGUGAAUGCCCCGUUAUACCUUACAUGAGCGAGAGAGGUAGAGUGAGACAGGUGAACAGAGAAGGGCAGCAGGCUGUGUAUUUUAAUGGUUUUAUACCGACAACAUAUUUAUCACAUCUGCCUGAAUGGCCAUUACGUUUUUCACCAUUUACAAGCACUGAUUUGCGAAAUUCCCCAAUACGUUCAUUGAUUUGACUGUACUCAUUGAGAUUACUGUACUAAUUACUCUGUCUGAAAAGUAAUUGCAUUACUUAUUACUAAUAACUGUCUAAAAUCCUUAUCAACCUCGACCAGAUGAAAAAUACAAGGAUAGACAUGAAACUGUUCUUUUAAUUCUUUCAAAUAAAUCAUAUAAAAUCAAAUAAAUUAUACAUGAACUGGCCAAAGAAUUUAAAGGGGCAGCGUUAAAGUAGAAAAUAUAUAUUUUAACAUUAGACGUUACAUUUUGAUUUUAAAUUCACUAUUGUUUUAUAUAGAAUUGUUCUAUAGUCUAUACAGUAUUUAACACAAUUACAUCAGAAGUAACUGUAAUUAAAUUACUGACAAAUUAAGAGUAAUCCCUUACAUUACUUUUUCAAUGAAAAAGUAAUUUAAUUACAGUAAUUAAUACUUAGUAAUGCAUUACACCCAACACUGCACACAUGGUACUAUGGCCCUCCACUGAUCGAUCUUCACCAGGCUACUGUGUCCACAUAGUGCAUUAAAUUUUUCAAUAAUGUUUUUGAUCACCCCCAAUCUCUGACUGGACUGUGAAAAAGCAAUUAGACUGAGAGUCAGUGGGACCCCAAGGAGACAUUCAACAUCACAAACACAAAUCAACCACGUCAGGCCUGGGAAUGAAAAAGAUUCAGCUCACUAUGAUACAAACGAGUUAACAGUUGUUGGUUCAGGGACUUACUCCCAUAGCAGCAGUUCUAGUACACAAAAAGAUCUAACAAAUAAAACGAAAAUCUAAAUAUAUGAAAAUUUACCAAGCAUAAUUUCACUUAAUUAGUGACAGAAAUCAGCAGAUUGAGUGGGGUUGGACACCAUAUUUUGUUGUCUUUCCUCAGUCUUGUCAACAGUUUGACCCACUUUGCAACAAUAUAUUUGUGUUUGCCUUCAUUUUUGGGUUUUUGGUAUGGGCUAUGACUUAGAGCAGUCUAUAAAAGAGAUUUUCCACUUAUUUCUGCACACUAAACUUGACUUCACCAUUUUCAGAGUUUACAUUCUUUGAAAUACAGUUCUUUUUAGGUCGGGCCAAGUUUAAAGUGAAAUGACUCACUGUGAAUAUUAAAGUUUUAUUUCUUGGCCAGGCACUAACUGAAAAUGUUACCUUGGUUUUCUUCACAGGUAACGUGUUCAUAAAGAUGAGGGGGAACAACAUUCCUGUAUUCUGUCAAUCUUCAUUCAAGAAAACAUAAUCAACAUGAUGUCAACCUUGCAACUUGAAUACACAUUGUUAGCUUGGAUGUACUGUUGCUGUAAGGAAGUGGUGCAGCUGAUUCUGGCUUCUUUUAUUGACUGAGACCGGAAAAUUUCCAAAGGUUGUUUUUGUUGAAGUUAUGCUUAUUUCAGUGCCUACAAUUAAUAGGAAUCCUACCAUAAAGGGCUGUAACUUCCGUUGGUCACUGAAACCAAAGAACAUAAAGAAUCAAGAAGGAAGUCCUUGAGCCCUUAAGCAAUUUUCUAUAAUCAAGAGGACGAGUGACAAGCACAAAUCCAGACCACUCUGACCUACAAGGCAAAGGACAAUGUGGGAUACUCAGUAGACGGCCUUGUGAGUGGAAGCAAAAAAGGACAAGAAAGACCUGUGUACCCCCAAUUACUGUCUACAAAGAAUUGGUUUAAAUUAAUUGCAGAGAGAGUGGGGUACAUUGUCUGGAACUAUGGCCACAGAGAGCCUAGUUGAACUCCGUGAUUGGAUGUUCCUGCUUCUCCUGUGCCUGACAUUAUUGGUUGAAGUCCUCGAGUUUGCUGCAGCUGCUGAGGCGGCUCUUGGGGAGGCGGAGCUUCAGGGAGAUGUGCCAUGUCCCUCUGCUUGCAGGUGUGAUGAUGGCUUCAUUUACUGCAACGACCGUGGCUUGAGUAUCAUCCCUCCAUUACCAUUAACUGCAGCGGUGCUCUACCUGCAAAACAACCGCAUAGACAACGCUGGGCUACCGACAUCCUUAGAGCGACGAAUGACUGUCAGAGUAGUUUACCUUUAUGAUAACGAACUGGAUGAUUUUCCAACACAUCUGCCUCCAUCUCUACGGGAACUUCACCUCCAGGACAAUAAUAUACGAACUUUACCCCGUGCUGCCCUUGCACGUCUCCCCCUGCUGGAGAAGCUUCACAUGGACGACAAUUCAGUUUCGACUGUAAGUAUUGAAGACAAAGCAUUCGCCAACAAUCCAAGGCUGCGCCUUCUUUUCUUGUCACGCAACCACCUCUCGAGUAUACCAUCGGGACUGCCUGCAUCACUUGAGGAACUCCGGCUAGACGACAAUCGAAUUUCAACUAUUCCAACGCAUGCAUUUCGUGGACUCUCGUCUCUAAGACGUCUCUUCCUUGAUGGAAAUCUGUUGGCAAAUCAACGAAUCGCUGAUGACACUUUCUCACGGCUAUCUAAUCUGACAGAGCUCUCUCUGGUUCGAAACUCACUCCUUGCACCACCCUUAAAUCUUCCAAGCACACAUCUUCUUCGGCUCUAUCUACAGGACAAUGCCAUAGCCCACAUGCCACGAAGUUCCCUGGAUGGAAUGCGAAGACUACAGAAACUGGACUUAUCAGGCAACAAUUUGACAACUCUUCCAAGGGGUUUGUUCAAGGACCUAGACAGUCUUUCACAGUUACUUGUCCGAGGAAAUCCCUGGCAUUGUGGCUGUAACCUCCAUUGGCUUCAUGACUGGUUGCAUGAGCGAGGUUCAUCGGUGACUGUGAGAGGUUUAACUUGCCAUGGACCAGAGAGAGUAAGAGGCAUGUCACUAAGGGACCUUACCAGUCAAUUGGAAGACUGUGAGAUCAGUGUUGAUAGUGCUGGAGGGAUGGUUGGAAAUGAUGGAGCAAAAAAAGAUAAAGGCAGUUUUCCAACACAAGCACCAGCUACAACAACCCCUCCACUUCCCCAGGGGUCUCUUUAUACCCUCAGAUCCAGACGACCAGGACACAAGUAUCCUGAUAUGGGGCAGGAUAGUCUUGGAGGCGGAAGUAGCGUCACUGGUAAAUCAUUAUUAAUCAGUGUGAAACCUCUCUCACCAGAGACAGUCCAUGUUACCUGGAAGGCUGCACUACUGGUCCCUUCUUUCAGGCUAUCCUGGCUGCGACUGGGCAACAGUCCUGCAAUGGGCUCAAUUACAGAAACACUUGUGCCAGGGGAUCGCCGUGAGUAUUUACUCACACAUUUAGAGCCCCAAUCAAGCUAUAUUAUAUGCUUGGUGCCUCUCUCUGCAAAUGAUGGUAAAAGAACCUCCUUUAUAGCAACAGGAGGGUUCAACAUAAAUACAAACUCAGAGCAUGAGCAUCCUGCUUGUGCCAAAACAGAGACAGAUGCCCUAGAACAGCCCAUUUCAGACCAGGACAGUGAUCAAGGAGCUGACCAACUGUCAGCCCUACCACUUGCUGGAAUUAUUGGAGGUGCAACAGCAUUGGUAUCUUUGUUCUUAAUUUUUGGCAUCUUCUGUUGGUACGGACACCGUGCAGGAUACCUUGCGCCGGGUGACAAUUCCAUAUACGGUAGAGAUGUUGUUGGAUCGCGAGGUGCCAGCAAACAUUAUGAUGACUAUGUAGAAUCUGGAACCAUAAAAGACACCUCAAUUUUAGAGAUCAGGGCUCAUGGUUUUCAAAUGACAUCAAUGCCUGCCCAACAGCCUUUGCAGCCCAAGGCAAAAGUUGAGGACAUGACAUACAUCCAUACUAUCUUUCCCUCUAAUAAUACAACUCUGUAUAGGAGCACUCUAAACCAUACAGGAAAUCCAGGCUAUGGAACAAAUCGAGGGUACAGAGAAGGGGGAAUACCAGACAUAGAUUACUCAUACACGUGAUAGCCUUUUUAUAACCCUCUGCCUAUUCUGUUCCUGUCUUCAGGUAAAACAGUUUGGGCACGGGUUCUUUUUCCCUAAGUUCCAAAGUAGGGGUGUGCCAAUUUGAUGGGGACUAUUCUUUUUUUUUUUUCAUCUGUCAUACUCAGUUAUUACUGGGUAGUGGAUUUCAAGUAUAGUUUUAUUAAUCUAAAUAUGUAUAUUUAAUACAGCAUAAUUGUAACACCAUUGAAGGAUUGGAGUAAUAUUAAAAUAAAGUUUCAUAUCUAAAAUUGAAACCUAAUAUGAAACCUCACACUAAUGUUGCUCCAAAACAUCAUGACUUUCUGUCUUUCGUGGAACACAAAUUAGUUUUUAAAAAAGUCUUUACAGGGUUUAUUUGCUAUAUAAUGAAAAUGAAUAGUGACGCUGGUCUAUCAAACUCAAAAAAAAGGAGGGAAAAAACAAAACAAGAGUAAAAGUAAUUUAUACGACGUAUGCACUAUAUUCUAAGUCUUCUGAACACUGCAAAAAAAAAAAAAAAAUUUACUUACAGAGUAUUUUUGUCUUGUUGUCUAGUAAAAUAUCUUAACAGAUGCAAUUAAUUGAGAAGCAAAAUGACAAAAUAUUUCAUCUUGUUUUCAGAGAAAUCUGACAAAAUGUAGUUUAUGCUUACAACAGAAAAAAAAACUAUUUGCCAAUGGGGUAAGGAAAAAAACCUGAUUCAAAGGGGAAGUGUAUUGUUCUCAUCCCAUUGGCAAAUCUUUUUUUUUUUUUUUUCUUGUUUUAAGCAGAAACAACAUUACAUUUUUUUUUUUUUAAAGAUUUCUCAGAUAUAAUAUCUUAAUAUCUUAUGAUUUUGCUUCAGGUAAUUUUUUCUUGUAUUAAGGAUGUUUAGAUAUUUUUACUGGAAAAGAAGACAAAACUAAAAUACUUUAAAAAUUAUUUUUUGCAGUUAAGACAUUGAUCACUUUGUGUGAUGAAUAGAGAAAUAUUGUGGCUACGUUGAUAACAUCAAACCUUAUUGGUUCUUGCGACAUGACUUUUGGUCACAAGACGCAACGAGAACCAAUAAGGUUUGAUGUUUUUGACGUGGUCCUCAUAUUUGAUUUUAGUGCUUUAUCAAUUAUUUUAAUUUAAUAAAUGUAAUUCUGUUCAUCACACAGUUAUCACAUGGCUUUAGAAGACUUGGAAUAUAGUGCAUUAGUCAUAGUGAUUAUAUUUUCUGUGGUUUAUGGUGUUUUUGUCAUUUUUCGAAUAUUAAAUGGCAAAUAAAUCCUGUUAAGACUUAUUUAAAAAUUCACCUUUUGUGUUUCAUGGAAGAAAGAAAGUCAUAUGGGUUUGGAGUGGCAUUAGCGUGAGUAAAGAAUGACAGAAUUUUCAUUUUUGGGUGAACUAUUCCUUUAAACAUAAAAAAUCUGUAUUUAUUAAAUUUAAUUGUAACAUUUUGGACAUAGAAUAAGGUCAAUGUUGGUGGUGUUACACCAUUUAAAAAUAGCUAAUUGAUUCACUAUUGAAACCCAGGUGUUAAAAAAUAACAUGCUACAUUGAAAUGUUUCUUAAUUUGAUUAAUUCAGUCACACUUUGUGUCUUUUGAAGUUUAUGGACACUACAUAAAAAUAGACAUCUUUGAAAUGUUCUGAUUGUGAAUGAAGCCAAUUUUCAUUGGCACACCCCUAUUCCAAAGUACCCUUUGUGCCUCCUUCAGUCUGUUUUCAAAAUAUUAUUUUUAAUGGGCAAAAGACCAUCUGGAACAUGCUUAAAAUACCUUUAAUAGUCAGAAAGUGUCAGGGAUACCACUCAUUGGUGUUGAUGUUAACCAAUAUUCUGAUGAUAAAUGAAGGCUGUUUUUGCAUCUUAGUACCAAUGAUUAUCAGUUUUCUUAACCUAGCUCAUAUUAAGGGUUAGCAUGAUGAUUAGAUCUGGGACCAGGUCUACAUAUAUAGAUAUAGUUUUAUUACCUGGACUGUAAUGUGUAUAUAUGCACUGGAGAAAAGUGAUGCCUUUCUGGUCUGGGAGAUACUGACAAUGACAAAAAAAAAUAAGUCUUUGCAGGGGAGAGGGGUGUUAUUGAAAUUCAAAUUUUCUGUUCUCUCUCUCCCUCUUUUUUGGGGGGGCUUUUCCUUUAUUCUCUCUAUUUCUUUUGCACGCGGCACGAGGACUUUGUUCCCAACCCAGGGAACUGACAGUGGUGAUAAUGGUUUUGACAAUGAAAGACCUCAAAUUGCUACUGGGUUUCUUUUAUUUUAAUGAGAGUGAGAAAAGUGGGGGAGGAGACAAAAGCAAGAAAGGAAAGAGAUGAAGGCACAGAGAACGGUUUCAUGCUCACAAAGGAAAUUUGUCCACAAAAAAAAAAAAAAAAAACAGAUACUGAAGUAUCUUAUGUCCAAAAAAAAAAAAAACAUUUUCCAUUCCCCACAUUGAGGAGGUUUUAAAAAAAGAGCAACAUUUUAUGCGACAUUUUCACAAAGGAAUUCAUGACUAAGGAGUUCUCUGUCUUUAUUUAUUUGAGAUCAUUUAAGCUAAAUAGAGAGACACUUAAAGACAAUCAUGAAGAGGGGCAUCCCCUAAUUGAUGAAUCAACCCAAACUGACAAGCCGACAUAGAUAACACAGUCAAUUGAGCACGGAAAAAAGCAAGCUAAAGGGCAGGGUUUGGUGAUACAGAACAUUCCAGUUUUUUUGUUUUUUUAGAGAAUAUCAUGAGCACUAAAUCCAUAAAAGUAGAUGACAAGUGGCCACACAACAUUUAUAUGUCUAGGCUCUACAAUCUUUGUGUGUGAAAUGCUGUGUGUAUCUAUACCCCUGAGAUGCAGGAAAAACAGAUAUCAGGGAUUAAUAACAAAAAUGUAACACUGUGAACCUCUGCAUCUUGUGUGUGGGCAAAGGGAGAGAGAGAACAAAGGUCUUUAACUGAUUAAAGGAAUAAUUCACCCAAAAAUGAAAAUUCUGUCAUCAUUUAUUCACCCUCAUGUUGCUCCAAGUCUUUCUUCCAUGGAACACAAAAGCAGAUGUUAGGCAGAAUAUUAGCCACAGUCACCAUUAGGGCUGCACAAUUAAUCAAAUUAAAAUCGAAUUCACGACAUGACCUUGUGCGAUUAUGAAACAAAUUAUAUAAAUAAAUAUUAGGCUCGCAGAGCUUGAUACAAAGUUUAUGUGUGCUUCUCUGUCCUGUCUGUAUUAUGUUAGUAUAUGCUACCAGUCAAAAGUUUUGAAACACUUACUCAUUCUUUAUUAUACUUUUUUUUCACAUUUUAGAAUAAUAGUAAAGUCAUCAAAACUAUGGAAUAACAUAAAUGGAAAUAUGGGAAUUAUGUUGUGACUAAACAAAAUCCAAAAUAAAUCAAAACUGUGUUAUAUUUUAACAUCUUCAAAGUAGUCACCCUUUGCCUAGAAUUUGCAGACAUGUACUCUUGACAUUUUCUCAACCAACUUCUUGAGGUAUCACCCUGGGAUGCUUUUUAAACAGUAUUGAAGGAGUUCUCAUCUAUGUUGGGCACUUUUUGGCUGCUUUUCUUUAUUAUUUGGUCCAAGUCAUCAAUUUCAAAAACUUUUUUUUUUUUAAUUACAUUUUAGUUUUAUAAUAAAAUAAAUUAAUAUGGUGGCACAAUUAUAUUUUUGUCUACAAAACUAAUUUCAAACAUUUAAGCAUACACCUUCAGAUCAAAAGAUUUUUAAGAUCAUGGGAAACAUUUCAGUCAAGUGUUUCAAAACUUUUGAAAGGUAGUGUAUGUUAGCAUUAUUUCAGUGUUUUCAGAGCAGUUCUGUGAUCCACAACUCUAUCUCGUGCUCAAAGUAACAGAUAUGCUCCAAGUUUAGUUCGGUUUGCUUACAUGAGCUGAGUAAGUCAUUUUUAAAGUGCCCCAGAUCCACUUUAAUUUCACUUUUGCUUAAUUCCAAAUAUGUUUGGCCGCUACAAGUUUAUAUGCAAAAACAAAUAAUACACCCAAUGGCACUGGAUUUUUGUGGACAGAGGAGGAAAUGUAAAAAUGAGGAGCACAUUAUACAGCUGUUGUAAAUGUAAACUCGGCUACAAACAGAAACACUUCAUGCAGAUGUCGACAAAAUAAAAGCUUGACUGUUUAGAACUCAUUGGUUUAACUGAACCGUAUAGCAAUGCCCCAUGCAAGUUAAGAUUUUAUUAAAUAAAAAUGUUCUGUUGUAUAAUAAAAAAAAAAAAAAAUCAAUAUAAUAUUAAGCUACAAUAAUAUAAUAUUCAAGUUGACUGGGUUCCCUAAAGUGGAAAAAAAGGCACACAGUGUUAUAUGUUUGUGGCUGAAGUGAAAAAGGUCCAAGUUCAUGGGCAAAGAACAUUGACAAAACAUUACCAAAUUUUGGUCAAAAGGAAUAAUUUAGUUACUAGUUUUUUGUUUAUCAUAUCACAAUUCGAAUCACAAUUUUGUUCAAAUUGUGCAGCCCUAGUCACCAUUCACUUUCAGUGCAUCAUUUUCCCAUGCAAUAAAAGUGAAUGUCUAAGAUAAAAUGUCAUUGGGGUUGAAAGUCAGAGGGUGAGCAAAUGAAGACAGAAUAUUCAUUUUGGGAUGAACUAUCACUUUAAAGACAAUCCACUUUUUUUCACAGUCCGACACUGUGACUUAACACAUCAUUAGUCAGGAGAGUAGAGAGGUAGGAACACUGAAACAAUAUCCUUACCAGAUAUGAGAUUUCCCAGCCUUUUCUGAUGCAUUUUGAAAGUGAACUAUUCAAACCUACAUGUAAAUCACUUUUUUCUCUCGUUAUAGAUAUGGAAUAACAUCUUGAUAAGUAGUAAAUAAAGCUUGUUAUCUUUUUCAUCGAUAUAUGUACCAUUAAAAGUUGUGAUUAAAUACGCUA
Messenger RNA from Myxocyprinus asiaticus (Chinese sucker), 9858 nucleotides. RefSeq names its product fibronectin leucine rich transmembrane protein 1b (gene flrt1b). Gene Ontology annotation, molecular function: protein binding. The transcript is spliced from 2 exons. Lineage: Eukaryota; Metazoa; Chordata; Actinopteri; Cypriniformes; Catostomidae. The coding region runs from base 2915 to 5050 and encodes 711 amino acids. The record is from RefSeq and is a predicted model, not a curated record.